CCCAGAGAGAAGCACCUGUUGCUCCACCCGCAGCUGAGCAACACUGACAACCCUGAGGCCGAGGCAGCAGCAGCAGCAACAUGGGGGGCGUCUACUCCAGUGAACGGAUGGCAGGAGCUUUCGCCUACGAGAGCUCAGAUCUCGACUGGUGUGAGGACAACUACAAACACUCUGAACAUGUGGUGGAAUAUUUCAACACUAUUAGCAACUUCAGUUUCUUCAUCAUAUCUCCUGUCAUGCUCUACCUCCUCCAUCCUUACGCCAAAGAGAGGAACCUGGCAAUCCACCUGGUUUGGAUCAUGAUGAUUUUUGUAGGACUCUUCUCAUGGUACUUCCACAUGACUCUUAGUUUCGUUGGCCAGAUGUUGGAUGAGCUGUCAAUCGUGUGGGCGUUGGCGGCGGCAUAUUCAGUGUGGUUCCCCCGCAAGAUGUUUCCUUCUUUUAUAAAAGAAAGGUCCACAUUUUCCCGACUCGUCCUGUUGGUAACUGUCGUCACCACGGUGACAUCAUUCGUCAAACCUACAGUCAACGCCUACGCUUUGAACAGCUUUGGCCUCCACAUGGUUUACACUGUGGCAGUCGAGAUGAGAUGCUGCACUGACCAGAAGGUUCUGCGUCUGGCCAAGUUUGCCGUGGCACUGUGGGUGCUCGCCAUCUCCUGCUGGAUCAGUGACCGCUUUGGCUGCAGCUUCUGGCAGGAGCUGAACUUCUGCUACAUGCACGGUUUCUGGCACAUUCUCAUUGGGAUGUCGGUGGCUUACGGCAGCACCCUGAUGGCUUACCUGGACGCCACCAAUGAGAUCCCGUACUCGCUGCCUGGACUGCAGUUCUGGCCCUGUGCCGAGUGGCCUGUUGGAUUACCUCACAUCGUCCUGAAAGGCACAACCAAAACACGCAAACAGUGCUAACAAGGUCGUUUCUACCUUCAGAACAUUUCAAUGGGUGCAGUCCAUUUGUACAGUAUUUCCUUAAUGACAAGUCACCAGGGUCAUUUUAGGCCCAGGAGGUUUUUAACCCUAACGACACAAUCUGUGAAUCAAAGGCUUUUCCUCGCUAGCCAAGAAUUCAGAACGCAGGAAUACAAACUUACUGACAUAUUGACUCUUAAUACACAGAUUAAUACCAAUCUAAGUUAUGUCACUCUUAUGAUCCUUUUGAAGGAUUGUUUACACCAAAGAUGAAUUGCCAAAUAUACACAAAAUAAUUAGUUGUCAUAAGGCUGAGCGAUACGGCUAAAACGUAUAUUAAGAUAAAAAUGUUCAUAUCCCUUGUAAUUGAUAGUAAUCACCACAAAUGUCUCAUGCCAUUUUUAAGACAGAUUUUUGCUCCUGAGUGAAGGUUGUGGUUUUGAAACUCUUUAUGAGCAGAGAAUGACCAGGUCUUGAAAUAAAUUUUAAUCUGAGGGAGAUCAUUAAAACCAAUUUAGGUCCUUACUGUGGUUGCACAAUGCCUAUGCAUAAAAUAUAUUUUGUGUUUUUGUCUAUUGAUUCAGGAUUAUUGUUUUAUUGCUCCGCCCUAAUUUAUCAUCCACAGAUCUAACUUCAUAUCCAUACUUGAAUAAAACCACGUGGUUAAAAAGUAUUACAUUUAAUUGUUAUCCUAUGAUUCACGUUUCUGACACAAUAGCAAAUUAAGAGCUAUUAUCGCUGUAGUAACCAUAACCUUCACUGUUGUCUCUCUUUCAAGCCAUGACAGUGUUUUCAGAAUAAUUUUUCGGGAAAGUGUUAAUCAAUUAUAGAGAGACAGCGAGAGGCUCCAUUAGUUGACUGAGUUUGAGAUGUGGUUACAUGACGUUUUCAGAUUUUAAGAUAAUAACUGUUAAAUAUUAUGAAUUUACAAAUCAUGAACGGUUUUCAUAAAAUGUCUGUUUACGUCUCUUUUUGAAGCUUUGCCUGUGUCUGACAGUUAAACAUGUGUUUUUGUAUUUUUAAAUCAACCCAUUGCGGUUAUUUAUUCUCAAGAUAUCAAUGCACAAUCGAUCCUGCUCAUGACAAAUGAUAUGUUAACGCACUGUUCAUGAUUUAUUAUGAUGAGACUUUGCUGUCAUUCCACGGUGCGGGAGUUUGUCGGUGAAAUGUGUUUACAUGGACUCUAAUAAACCUUGACGUGCAAUUGAAAAUUGGAGUCAGUGCUGGAACCUCAACUAAGCUAUCAUCAGCUAUGCAAAAUUUGAAUUGUCUGUAUGUUUACAUGCUGGAUUACUGUACUUUCACAUAGUUGUAGUUUCGACUCUUGUAACAUUUCAGUAAAACACAUUUGUCAAUAUCAAAUAAUGUUUUCAUCUUUUUCUCUGUAAAACAUGUACAGCUUCAUUCAGGACCUUUGAAAUAUGAGUCUAAAAUGCAUUUGUGUGAAUGAGCGUUCCACAACAAUCUUGUGUUUCUUUUGAACGUC
Messenger RNA from Platichthys flesus (European flounder), 2394 nucleotides. It is a transcript of the gene acer1, whose product is annotated as alkaline ceramidase 1. Gene Ontology annotation, cellular component: membrane. The coding region runs from base 81 to 908 and encodes 275 amino acids. The transcript is spliced from 7 exons. NCBI's taxonomy places the organism in Eukaryota, Metazoa, Chordata, Actinopteri, Pleuronectiformes, Pleuronectidae. The record is from RefSeq and is a predicted model, not a curated record. Gene Ontology annotation, biological process: ceramide metabolic process. Gene Ontology annotation, molecular function: hydrolase activity, acting on carbon-nitrogen (but not peptide) bonds, in linear amides.